AUGUUGGAAAUUCCGGACUACCGCCAACAACCACUUGUACGCAUGGUUUACGCGUGGCCUGCGUUCCUCGGCAUCAUCCUGUUUACUCUGUGGACCCUUGUCGGGAUGAUGCGGUGCGUGUUUCAGGGCUUCGACAGUGGUUCGGCGCGUUACAUCAGCCCGAAUACCACCACCUCUGUUCGGCAAGAUAUUUUCUACGUCGUAGCUGCCCCACUCGUCUUUCAGGGUCUGUGUGUGAGCGUCUACACAACAUGGGUAAGCUGGAAGUUCUUUCGCCACAACUGA
Leishmania mexicana MHOM/GT/2001/U1103 is the source of this 285-nucleotide messenger RNA. RefSeq lists its product as hypothetical. The record is from RefSeq and is a predicted model, not a curated record. The transcript has a single exon. Lineage: Eukaryota; Euglenozoa; Kinetoplastea; Trypanosomatida; Trypanosomatidae. Bases 1 to 285 code for a protein of 94 amino acids.